Cyanistes caeruleus (blue tit) is the source of this 1950-nucleotide messenger RNA. Lineage: Eukaryota; Metazoa; Chordata; Aves; Passeriformes; Paridae. The record is from RefSeq and is a predicted model, not a curated record.
AGAAACUGACAAAAGAUGAAUUUGAGUGACAAAUCUUCUUGUUGCAGAGUGAAAGAGCUCAGCCCUCAUGAUGGAGGUAGUGAAACUCAGAAUCAAAUGGAGACUGAGGAGAUUGAGACCAGUACAGAAGGCUCAGGUCUUGAAUUCAAUCUCUCCAAGGAUGAGGAAGAGGAACUCUCUCCCCACAUGUUCAGCUAUCGAGAGGUUAUGGCUCAAAUUAGUGAACGGGAGGAGAAGGUUAUAGAACAGCUCAGAGAACUGAGACAGAGAAUGACUACUGAACUUGACUACCUCUUGGGAAUCACAGAGAAGCCAGAUUAUGAUCUUGAGACCUUUGUGAGCAGAGCUAAGUACUUUGUGGAGGACAGCUCAAGAAAUUUCCUCAGUGUCAGAGAAACACUGGAUGCCCUGGGAACUGCCAUGCAACUGGAGGAGCAAGCCAGCAAGCAGAUAAGCCAGCAGAGGCCUUAGUCAUUAUAGCAAAACCUGGUUCACAAGCAAUGUUGCAUGCACUUGUCUUGUCUUGCAUGUUUGUCAGUGGUUUGUAUGACUCCUGUUUUAAAUGUUGUAGGGUAUCUGCAGGUCAUAUGCCCAAGGGCAGUGAACACAGCAGUCUUUUUCUUCAUAGCCUGAAUCAGGGUACUCAGAAAAGUGCUAAAAUGCACCUACUGCAAGGCUUGGGUAGGGGGCCUGAGAGUCUGCAGUCUGCCUGAGAUAUUUGGCAUUUGGCCCUUUGCUAGUGACACUGGUCUCCCCUAAGAGAACUAAAUACAUAUGUAUAGGUUAUGUAUACACAUAACCUUUUCCAGAUAUGCUUAAAACAUUGCAAAACUGUUGAAGGUUUUGCUUUUAUAGAAAGAGAAUGGACUAUGUGAUUGUUAAAACCAGUAUUUUAAGAAGUUGAAUAAAUAAAUGCUCUUGGAUCUCAUUAUCUUAUCUGUCCUAUAAAAAAUAUUUCUUCCUGAUUUUGGUAAAGUUUAACAGCUCCUAAAGACUGGCUGGUUGUUGGUAGGGAGGCUGUUUUCUUGGAUGAAGUUUCUUUUCAAAGUCUUUAUAUUGUAAUGUUUACAUAAAAAUCACUCAAAAUAUGUUUUGUCUCUUAAUUUUGAGAUGCUGCUGGGAACUCCUAACGCGGGAAGCUGGCUUAGGUGUAGCUAUCUGCUCCCAUGGCCCUUGUGUGCAGCCUGGGUCCAGAUUGCCCUGCAGACCUUUCCUUUGGGAAAGAGCAGGUUAGGGGAGGAGCAGUUGUAAGGCAUUUGCUCUUUCUCAUUUAUUCAGCUCAGUUCAGCAUUUGUCCUCAAAAGCACAAAAUAGUUGUGAGCAAUAGGUUCAGCAACACAGGAUGCAGGUAUCCAAACAUCAGAUCACAAAGGGACCCUCUACCAUUACUCCUUCUUUUCUUAUAGCUACCUUCUCCCUUUGAAAGUCAAGGGUGUAAUUUAAGUGACAGAGCCCCACCCCAGCUCUGCAUCUGCCAUCUGUGGACUGCAUCCUUGCUGUAUGUCUGGAGAUGCCAACUAACUUGAAGGCCAGUUACUCAACCUGGGCUGGAUCAAUUGUGUGCUAUGUUUCAGGGCUGGCCUGGAACAGACAGCAAAAGAGCUAGGGAUCUUUGAGGGAUGUAAGCAAACAUCAGUCACAAGCAUUUAAAGAAGGGAUACUUCAACCCAGGCAUGGUCCUUCUCCACAGCUGGGGCACUUUGUGCUCAACGUCUUAGGUUCUGGGAGCAUACUGGGGCUGAGUGCUCUGAGGGUUUCUGAAGUGUGGAAGCUGACUUGGACCUGGGCUCUGCCUGCAUCACACUAAGAUGGCACAGCCAGAGCAGAAGGGCUGUUAUGCCCUACUACGUUUGGACAAAAGCAAGACAAUCCUGUUCUACUUCAGGUGUUAGUACUCUUGGAUUAUCUAGCCUUUCCCUGUGUAAGGAAUAAAGUAUUGCCACUACCUUC